AUUUACUUGACAACAAGUGACGUCACUUUUCUUGGAAACCGCAUUCGAAAACUAACCUAAAAACUAUUUAAAAAAUCCACGAGUUUCACUUUAAGUGUAGGUGAAAUAUUUUAUUUUUUAAGUGAAAAUUAAUAACAAGUUUAAUUAAAAUGGAAAUAGAGGAAGAAAAUCCCAAUGUGGAAACCAUCUCAAAUAGAACGUCUGUCGAGGAAAGUAAUUUAGACGAUAUUCCUUGUAAAAAAAGUUGUAAACAAAAUAUUCAUAAUUCUGAGAGUGAUAAUAUCCAAGAAUUAAUUACUAGUGACAAUUUAGAAAAACAAAAAAAACAAAAAGUUAGUACAAAAAAUUGUACUAAGGUACAAUUUAUUUCAAACAUCGAAAAUAAUUCUGACGAUAUCGAUAUGAAUGACGAUUUUACCAAGGAUGUGUGUAUGAAUGAUAAUCAAGAUAUUUCUUUAAGUGAAAAUAUGCCCGUGGAAGAUGAAUUAAGACAAUUUGACGUUCUCGACGAUUUAGAUCGUCAUCGUGAGGAAAGUACAACUGAUUCCGAUACUUAUGCCAAUGAAAGUAGUGAUUCUGAUGUUCCAGAUGAAGAGAUCGAGGCAAUGUUGGAAGAGAGUCUUCCCGAGGAAUUUCGAAAGAAGAGAAAAGGUUGCAAGGACUUUGUUCCGUAUGAGGAGAAGGAAAAACUUGUAUUAGAUGAAAUUGGACACAAUCAUUUUGACGUUCUCCCCGAAGGCUGGGUACAAGUAACACAUAACAGUGGAAUGCCACUUUAUUUACAUAAACAUUCUCGUGUUUGUACACUUUCAAAACCGUAUUUUCUAGGCGCAGGUAGUGUGAGAAAACACGAGGUACCAGUGAGUGCAGUUCCUUGUUUGCAAUAUCGAAGAGCACUUCAAGAGGAGCAGGCAGAGAAGGAGAGGGAGAAGGAGAAGGAACAAUCUUCAACUUCCGAUGGUUGCAAUCUACCAAGUGCAAAAAUUGAAACAGUUCAAGAAAAUCGUGCAGCUCAUUCUUUAGACAGUGAACAAUUGAGAAAAUAUUGUCUCACCAUGUUUCGAUUUAAAUCAAUAAAAGUCAUGAGAUUUCAAUCGUGGUCGGCGAGGAGAAAAUUCACGAAGAGUAAAAAACAUAGGAAACAAUUGGAGAGGCCUACACUGCCCGAUGGAACGAAAUUAAUUACUUUCCCAAUUGCGAGUUCAACAACAUCGGGAAUGAAUGAUUCUAAUGAACAGGAUUGCAGCGGUGGUGCACGUCCCCCUAAACACUGGAUUAUGAAUCCAUCGGGUAAAAGUUAUGUUUGUAUUUUACACGAAUACGUUCAGCAUGCCCUUAAAAAGCAACCAACUUACAGAUUCAAGGAAUUGGAAAAUGCCGCAACUCCCUACUCGGCGGUUGUUUGUAUCAACGAAAUGGAAUACGGUUAUGGUUUUGGAAGUAGUAAAAAACAGGCGAAAGCAAAUGCAGCGCGUAAAACAUUGGAAAUUCUAAUACCACAGAUGAAGGAUAAAAUAUCGGGUGAUUCAAAUACAGACGGUGUUUCAUCGAAUGCCGGCUGGGCAAUAAAAGCAGCCAAGGGCGAUUCAGACGCUGAUCUUUCAUUCUUCGAUGAGAUUUCAAUCACCGAUCCACGUGUCGCUGAAUUUUGUGCAAAAACAACUGAACCAUCGCCGCACGCAAUUUUAAUUACUUGCCUGCAGAGAAAUUUUGGACAGGGCGAUAUGCAAAUUGAUUAUUCAGUGAAUACAUUGAAACAUCAGAGAAAUGAAUUUACAAUGCGUGUGGGUAAGCAUGAAGUCACUGUUGUUUGUCGAAAUAAAAAAGAUGGAAAACAACGAGCGGCGCAGGAAAUUUUACAGAGAUUACAUCCACAUAUUCAUUCGUGGGGAUCAUUACUCAGGCUCUAUGGUUCACGGAGUGUUAAAACAUUUAAGGAGAAAAAACAAUUGGAACAGGAAAUUACUUUACUGCAGGGCAAAGCAACAGUCAAUCAGCCGAAUCAUGCGAUUUUAGGGAAAUUGAAGCAAGAAAUGAAGAAAUUGGCUGAACAACGAAAAGCCAUGCAACCAAUUGGUAAAUUUGUUUCGUCCGAUUUGCCGUCUGGAUCAGCUGCCAAUUUGAAUAAUGUCGAUUUAUAAAAUCCGAUUGUUUUGGAUAUAAAUUCAGGUAUUCAACACCAAUUAUCCUAAAAGGAAACCAAGGAUAGACAUGCGGAUUGUUCAGGAUUAUUGUUUUUCUAUUUCUACUAUAUUGUAUAUAGUUCUUGUUCACGUAACGUAUUUCUGAUUUUAUAGAGAAUAGAGAUCAAUAAACUAUAAUUUUAUGAAGUCACGUAUAUUAGAUAAAUAAAAUAUAAAUUAUAAUUGAAAAAUUUUUCUUUAGUUUUCAACAAUUUUUAAAUUUACGCGCGCUAUAUAGCGGAGUAAGUUAUAUCAAUUCUGAUUGGAUCGGCUGUAGUGGACAAGUUCUCUGCUCUCAAACAUUGUUUCUAAUUGGCCAUUAAUCGUUAUAAACUGACCAAUUAGAAUUCAACGAAAGAAGAAACAUCCAAUCGGGAAAAUUCUUUAAUUUCCCCUUAUUUACCUAAUAGAAAGAAAAGUUAUGUUCUCCAAUAUUGUCGAAAUUUUCCGCAUAAACCACAGUACAGCCAAUGAAAUCAUUUGAUAGGACGAGUGACCUAGCGUCGCGACAGUCUUUUUGCUUCCCAAUUUGUACCGUGUGGAACGUUUGAGAAAAUUACUGACGUUUCGUUGUGGUUGUGUGCUUUGCUAUUCGCAUGGCCGACGUGUGCAUUCCUGAGUUUUUGUUCGCGUGGUGUCCCUCGUUAUUUUACAGGUGUCUUUAUUAAAAAAAAAAAUAAA
Leptopilina heterotoma is the source of this 2864-nucleotide messenger RNA. RefSeq names its product microprocessor complex subunit DGCR8 (gene pasha). The coding region runs from base 150 to 2141 and encodes 663 amino acids. The transcript is spliced from 3 exons. Gene Ontology annotation, molecular function: identical protein binding; heme binding; double-stranded RNA binding. The record is from RefSeq and is a predicted model, not a curated record. Gene Ontology annotation, biological process: primary miRNA processing. Gene Ontology annotation, cellular component: microprocessor complex. NCBI's taxonomy places the organism in Eukaryota, Metazoa, Arthropoda, Insecta, Hymenoptera, Figitidae.